This is a messenger RNA of Branchiostoma belcheri (Belcher's lancelet), 1556 nucleotides long. RefSeq names its product cleavage and polyadenylation specificity factor subunit 4-like. Bases 97 to 999 code for a protein of 300 amino acids. The record is from RefSeq and is a predicted model, not a curated record. The transcript has 7 exons. Gene Ontology annotation, molecular function: RNA binding; zinc ion binding. Lineage: Eukaryota; Metazoa; Chordata; Leptocardii; Amphioxiformes; Branchiostomatidae.
UUUGACACGGUUAGUCUAAGCUUCGAUGCGCCGCCAUUUCUGACUUUUUGUCUGGAGAAUUUCUAAGAUUUCUGGUGCCUCUGAAAGAAAUUGAGGAUGGAGGAAGUCGUGGCGAGUGUCGGAGGGAUCAGGUUUGAGAUGGAGAUCGCGAUUGAGGAGCAGAGAGGCUCACAGCCGCUUCCUUUCCCCGGAAUGGACAAAUCCGGAGCUGCGAUCUGUGACUUCUUUGUGCGUGGGAGCUGUGUGAAGGGUGCGAGCUGUCCCUUCAGACACGUGCGCGGGGAGAAGAGCGUGGUCUGUAAACACUGGCUGAGGGGGCUGUGUAAGAAGGGAGACCAGUGCGAGUUUCUACACGAGUACGACAUGACCAAGAUGCCUGAGUGUUACUUCUAUUCAAAAUUUGGAGCUUGUAGUAAUAAGGAAUGUCCAUUCCUGCACAUUGAUCCUGAGUCCAAGAUAAAAGACUGUGCCUGGUAUGACAGGGGCUUCUGCAAACAUGGGCCACACUGUAAGAACAGACACGUCAGAAGAACCAUGUGUAUGAACUACAUGGUAGGCUUCUGUCCAGAAGGGCCCAAAUGCAAGUACAAGCAUCCCAAGUUUGAUCUUCCAAUUUCUGACACUGCGACAAAGAAGACGUCUAUAGUUUGCCAUCACUGUGGGGAGAGCGGCCACAAAGCCAUCAGUUGUCCCAGUAACCCCAAUGCACAGCCCGAAGCACAGAACUUUACAUCACCUUCUCACGGGCCUGGCUACACGUUCCGACCGCGAGAGGAGCGCGGGCCCGCCGGACAGUACAGACCGCUGGAGUCUGUCACGUGUUUCAAGUGUGGAGAGAAGGGCCACUAUGCCAACAAGUGUCCCAAGGGUCACCUGGCAUUCCUUAGUACAUCGCUACACCCCGGUCAGCAGCACGGCUCACCCGGUCAUCCUCCACCAAGACCACUCGGACCUCCCCCUACAAGACCACUCGGGCCCCCUCCACAAGUCCCCUCCUGAUACGCAGUUGGAAAACAGAACUAAGAAGAUGUGUACAAAAAAUUGUAUAUAUAGCAAAGAAUGUCAUACAGUCCAUUUACAGUACCUUUGUGUCUUUUCUACACUGCCCAGAAGUUGACUAUGUGGUGCUGGAGUCAUACAGACAGUACAGAGUAGUAAUUUUCUGUCAAAGCAGCAGUAUAUUGCUGACAAUAACUUUAACUGUUCAACAUGGUGCAUGCUUCUCCAGUGUGUAGUUGUUUACCCAAAUAUGCAAUCCAAAUUGUAUAUAUUCGUCCAACUCUGCUGCAGUAUCUUUCUAUCCUGCUAGAUGGUGUGCAUAUGAAAUGCAGUAUGCACUGGAACAGUCGGUUAUCAAAAAGUGAAAUUUAAGAUAUCUGCGUCUUUAUCCUGAGAAUGUGUGUGAGGCAGCUGUGGCCAUAAAUACGACACAUUUCUAUGUGUACAAGGACAUUUAUGUAUUAAAAACUGUCUACUCUUGGAUACAUGGAAGGUAGUUAGGAACAUACAAAUAAAGUAUGACAAAAUACAGACGAAAUUGUUGUGCCUCUGUUGUC